AUGGAGACCCUGUGUGGCUGCUGCCUGUUGCGUGCCGCGGACAAGGACCUGCAGACGCCGUUCGAGAUCUACUCCCACAUGCUACGAGAAUGCUUUGGCAUUCACAUGACACUGAGUGAUGAUGACUCAUGCGGGAUCUGCUUGGUGUGUGUGGGCCGUCUGCGAGAUGCGUGUGACUUUAAACUGCAAGUGCAGCGUACUCAGGCGGUACUGCAGGCCCAGCUGCAGGGAGGGGUGUCUGUUAAAAAAGAAGAAAUAGCAGUGGAUUCGGAAACGGAGGACGGAGCCGCCGCCGGCGACGAGCCGGUGUCGAGUAAAAAAGAAGAGGAACGGGACUAUCAAAAAGUUCUGGAAGAUGUUAACAUACUUGAGGAGAUGCAUGUGAAACUAGCAUCCCACGGAGAUAGGGAAAUACCAGAAGAUGUGCAAAAGCAACAAGAGGCUUCGAAAAAUUCUGAGGAGCUAGACGAGGCGCAUAAACUGUUAUCUGGCCCAAAUGCUGGAGACAGCGCCGCUGAAGCGAAGGCGGAGCCGGUGCUGUCUAUGUCCGCCCGCGCGCGGGAACAGCUCGCUCAGGUUUGCUGCGUGAGGCUCGAGCGCCUCCGCGACUCACCGUGUCCCGUGUCGUCACACCGCGAGCCGAGCCCCGCCAGCAGUGUGCAGGACGUGACGUCACACCGCGAGCCGAGCCCCGCCAGCAGUGUGCAGGACGUGACGUCACACCGCGAGUCGAGCCCCGCCAGCAGUGUGCAGGACGCGCCUGCUCACACACACGCCGUCAGCGCCGACCGACAACCCUACACCUGCGACACUUGCCAGACACAGUUCACAGACAAGGCUACAUUAAUCACACAUAUACAGAACCAUUUCACACGAACAGACGAGAGUGAAAAAGUCUUGGUUAAACAUGAUGGAAAGAAACCAUAUAAAGGGGGCUUAGAUUACCACGAGAGAACUCAUAGUGGAGACAAACCAUACAGAUGUAGAGAAUGUAACAAGCUAUUUGCAGCAAAAAGUAGUUUAAAUCGUCAUGAGAGAAUACACAGUGGAGUGAAACCAUACAGUUGUGAGGAAUGUAACGAAGGAUUUACUAGAAAAGUUCAUAUAGAUGCACACAGAAGAAGAAUCCACAAAGGUUUAGACUGGAACAUGCAUUUUACACAAAAAGUGACUUUAGAAAGCCAUAGGAUAACUCAACACAGCGAUGAAGAAAGAGAUAAACAUUUAAAUGAAAAGAGUUCAGAUGUUGGAGUGAAGCCGUACAGUUGUGAGGAAUGUAACAACAAGUUUACAUUAAAGUGUGAGUUAGAGAGACAUAAAAGAAUCCACACCGGCGAGGAGUCGUACGAGUGCGAGAUAUGUGAAUGUAUCUUUUUUGAUGAAGCCAGUUUAAUAACACAUGUUAAUACUCAUGCGACCAAAAUAGUAAAGCCUUGA
Messenger RNA from Cydia amplana, 1437 nucleotides. Its product is annotated as histone-lysine N-methyltransferase PRDM9-like. The transcript is spliced from 6 exons. Gene Ontology annotation, cellular component: nucleus. Gene Ontology annotation, biological process: regulation of transcription by RNA polymerase II. Lineage: Eukaryota; Metazoa; Arthropoda; Insecta; Lepidoptera; Tortricidae. The record is from RefSeq and is a predicted model, not a curated record. Gene Ontology annotation, molecular function: RNA polymerase II cis-regulatory region sequence-specific DNA binding; DNA-binding transcription factor activity; zinc ion binding. The coding region runs from base 1 to 1437 and encodes 478 amino acids.